UUGAUCUAUGUCAUUUCCUGUAACUUAUAUUUAUUUUCGGUGUUACUGUCAAUUAAAACCAAGUUAACCUUAAGAAAGUAUUUGGAAUAUAACACCUAUUUCUACAUACUCAAUACUAACGUCCUGAUCGGGGUCUUUAUUAUGUACAUCAACUGUAAGUACGUAAAUCUGAAUAAGGAGUUACAAAUCAUUUCCGGAGAUACAGCAAACUUGAAUAUAAGAGAUGUAGGGAAGCGGUUUCGAUUGAUGUACAGCGUAGUGGAGCAAUUCAAUUCACUCUUUGGAUGGCACAUUCAGUAUUUGGUUUUCUUGUUUAUCGUCAGUGCAUUGAGUUUUUUUAAUUGGAUCUUGUUCGGGAGCACUAAAACCAUACCGGAGUUGCUGGUUUACCUCUUUGGUAUGAUUUAUCUGUUAACAGGUGUGUCAGUUUUAAUAAUUCAGUCACACAAAGCGAAAAGUUCUGCAAAGAAAAUCGUCCAAACCAGUCUGCGAUUGCAACAUCAUCUACCUCAGUACUCGCCAACUAGGGAAGAACUGUUCAGAUUGUGCGAGAAGGCUGCGAUGUUCGAGCCCACUUUCACAGCCGCCGACUUUUUCGUUCUGGAUAAAUCUACGAUUCUUUCAAUACUAAGCACCAUCACCACUUACUUUAUCGUUGUUGUACAAUUCAACAAUAUCCAUCUCCAGUCAUAAUGUGCCGAAAUGUUCGUUCACUCAGAAAUAUUA
This is a messenger RNA of Aethina tumida (small hive beetle), 726 nucleotides long. RefSeq names its product gustatory and pheromone receptor 32a-like. The coding region runs from base 142 to 693 and encodes 183 amino acids. Gene Ontology annotation, cellular component: membrane; neuronal cell body; dendrite. The record is from RefSeq and is a predicted model, not a curated record. The transcript is spliced from 2 exons. NCBI's taxonomy places the organism in Eukaryota, Metazoa, Arthropoda, Insecta, Coleoptera, Nitidulidae. Gene Ontology annotation, biological process: sensory perception of taste.